This is a messenger RNA of Morone saxatilis (striped sea-bass), 1915 nucleotides long. RefSeq names its product exostosin-like glycosyltransferase 2 (gene extl2). The transcript has 6 exons. Gene Ontology annotation, cellular component: membrane. The coding region runs from base 87 to 1142 and encodes 351 amino acids. Gene Ontology annotation, molecular function: glycosyltransferase activity. The record is from RefSeq and is a predicted model, not a curated record. NCBI's taxonomy places the organism in Eukaryota, Metazoa, Chordata, Actinopteri, Moronidae.
AGCUCUCUGCUUUUUAGGCUCUUUGGUUAGAGUCAGCCAACAUGGCGACCAUGUAGAGCACACGGCUUGUUUGCAUUGCCAACAAAAUGAGGGUCCCCCGCUGCUGCAUGGGGCUCAGGCGAACCUAUUUGGUUUGGCCAAUCCUGCUGCUACUGCUGGUUGGUGCAGCUUUGACAGCUCUGCUGCCCCCUGCUGAGGACCAAGGAGGCCUUGGUGUGCUGGGAGCGCUACGCCGGGGAACAUCACAAAAGGAGAAUCCUGCACAGGGCCACCAUGGUGACAGCACCGAGGAGCAGCAGAGGUUUACCAUUAUCAUCCAAACUUACAACCGCACAGACAUUUUGCUCAAACUCCUAAACCAUUACCAGGCAGUGCCUCAUCUUCAGCAGAUUAUCAUAGUGUGGAACAACGUUGGGGAGCAGACACCCCUGAAGUUGUGGAACUCUUUGGGGCCUCAUCCGGUCCCUGUGGUCUUCAAGGAGCAGAGUAGCAAUCGGAUGCGCAACAGACUACAAGCAUUCCCAGAGAUUGAUACUGAUGCUGUGCUGAUGCUGGAUGAUGACACCCUGGUCAGUGUUCCUGACAUCAGUUUUGCUUUCUCUGUCUGGAAGCAAUUUCCAGACCAGAUUGUUGGGUUCGUUCCACGGAAACAUGUCUCAACACCAGGAGGAGUGUACAGUUAUGGCAGCUUUGAAUUGCAGGACCCAGAAACAGCUGGAGGUGACAAAUACUCCAUGGUGUUAAUUGGUGCCGCCUUCUUCCACCGUCGCUACCUGCAGCUCUUCCAGGACCAACCUCAAGCAGUGCACGAGCUGGUGGAUGAAACACAGAAUUGUGACGACAUCGCCACGAACUUUGCCGUAGCGCUGUAUUUGAGGAAACACUCAAAGUCUACAGGCGGCAUUACCAAACCCUCUGGGAUCUUUGUCAAACCUGUGGACCUCCGCAACCUGGAAAAGGAGGCCAGCAGUGGGUACCAAGUUUGGCUUCCCCAGCUAUGCCAACCACAAGAGCAGAGGCUGAGGAACUGCCACGUCGCUGACUGUUUCGGACUAAAAGAAGACGAACUCAAGUGGCAGUUUCCAGGCUCAGGAUCAUGGUUGAUCAUUGAGGGUACAGCUGAUAUUCCCCGGUCCAUGUGAUCAUUCACCUACUAUGUGUGUUCAGAAACAAGAAUGCAGGCGAACGUUUUACAGGGUAAGACAUGUAAAACCGGCAUUCAGUUGUUAGACAAUCAAAAAUGAUCGCAAAACAGUAGUAGUAUGUUAACAUUUUAGCAGAGGGUGAGACACGGCAUAAAUGGUUUUCACAAAAAUAUUUAUGUUGUGUGCUUAGUGUUUACCUGCUCAGUGUUUUUUCUCUUCUUGUAUUUUAUGAUACCGAGUAGUUUCACCGUGGUAUUAGCAGGACUAUCACGGACUUUCUUACUUUGGACAACAGCAAGGAUUGUUAAAUGAAACGUCCAUAUUUCAUGUGUAUACUGUUGCCAAAGCUGCCUUUCCCUCAGCAUGUACAACUCUCACAUUAAACUAAUAGUGCAGUUACUUUAUAGCCAGCAGGUGUCAGUCUUUGAUCUGCUUUGACAGUUUGCCUUGUUUGUAACUGUGAUUUACAGCACUGACAUUUUUUUUACUACAUUUUUAGUUGUUUAUAGAAUGUGUCACUUUCUGGUGAGCUUGCACACAGUCCCUACAGAUAUAAAAUGCUUGUCAGAAAAUACAGGCAUUGUUUAGUGUUCUUCGGUCAAAAAAUAAUCCCCAACAAAGUGUGAAUCAGAGAAUAUAAUGGGAUUAUCGCAAGUAUUAUGUGAACUACCGUGCAUGCGUGGACAAUCAUUUUUUAAAUGUGUGCACAAAUGUCAAGCUUACAGGACUGUAUCAUGUGAUUCAGACAAAUAAAGCCAACACUAUUUCUC